Thamnophis sirtalis is the source of this 943-nucleotide messenger RNA. NCBI's taxonomy places the organism in Eukaryota, Metazoa, Chordata, Lepidosauria, Squamata, Natricidae. The record is from RefSeq and is a predicted model, not a curated record.
GAGAGGAGGAGAGGAGGCGGCGGCGGCGGUGCCCCGCUCUUGCCAGGGAGCGACUGGAGGAUGGGAGCAAGCAGCCGCGCCGAGCCAAAGGGUGGCAGCAGCCCCAGCAAGCCGGGAGCUGCCUCGGCCGCCGCUUGAUUCCUUCGGCGGGGAGAAAGAGGGAAGAAGAGGUGGCGGCGGUAGCAGAGGCAGCGGCGCUUUCUCGCUCUCCGGCUUCAGUGUCGGAGCUGCCGCCGCCCUGAGAGCGAGGAGGAGCCAAGCAGCGGCUGGCAUGGAGCGGAAGAGCCCCGCUGCUGCGGGGAAGCAGAACCCGGGCAGCCGGGCACCAGGGGACGGGCACUGCGCCCAGGGCAGCGGCGGGUCAGCGGCGGCCGCCCAGCUUCGGAGCAGCGGCUGCGGCCAGCUCUCCGCGCCCACCGCCGCUUCUCCGGCUGCCGAGCCCGAGCAGCUGAUCCGAAGAGCGCUGGAUUUCAAAAGCCAAGGCGCUCAGUGCUACAAGGAGAAGAAGUGCCGGGAAGCCAUCGGCAAGUACCACAGGGCGCUGCUGGAGCUGAAGGGGCUGUUGCUGGCCCAGGAAGACUCCGAGGACGCCGCUUCGACCGCCUCUACCGGGGGGGCUACCGGCCUGGGCAAACUGUCCGAGGAGCAGAGGCAACUGCUGGACAGCAUCGAAAUCGAUUGUUACAACAGCCUGGCAGCCAUCAAGCAGUUUCCACAGAAGGUUGUGGAGAAUAAAAGGGUUAAGAAUCUGUGGGAGUUUCGGAUCCAGAUGGACAGGCAGGCACUAGAUAACCAACCAGGCACUGUAGUAGUAGACAAAUUAAUAGACAAAGACCAGAAGAGAGCAGCAGUGAUAGAUCAUGUAAUGGUGCCAAAUAACAACAACACCAGGAAGAAGAAGUCCGGGAAGUCUGAGAAGCGCCAGGCCUGGAGAAGGAACUAG